AUGUCUGACACUGGCCGCCAGGACCUCCACGACAAGCUCGGUGCCGCUGUCAAGCCCGACUCGCAGAAGUCGUACCUCGAGCAGGCCGGCGACUCGAUCAAGUCUGCCGUAGACGGCGUCGCCUCGGCCGUCCAGCCCCAGCAGGAGAAGUCGACCACCCAGAAGAUCGGCGACGCCGUCUCGGGUAACUCGACCAACCGCAACAUCUAA
Molecule: messenger RNA, 210 nt
Organism: Apiotrichum porosum
Lineage: Eukaryota; Fungi; Basidiomycota; Tremellomycetes; Trichosporonales; Trichosporonaceae
Exons: 2
Coding region: 1-210 (69 amino acids)
Source: RefSeq, a predicted model, not a curated record